This is a messenger RNA of Microthlaspi erraticum, 354 nucleotides long. Lineage: Eukaryota; Viridiplantae; Streptophyta; Magnoliopsida; Brassicales; Brassicaceae. The record is from the annotation of a GenBank genome assembly.
AUGCUAUUGAGGAAGAUGAUAUCGAUCAAGAUGAGCGUGAGCCAAUACCAGGAGAUGACUGUGAGGCGAUUGUUGAUGAUGUUGGUGAUGAGCAAUGACAAUGAGGAGAAUUAUGACAGUGGAGACGAUGUAUGGAACGACGAUACAAUACCGGAUCCUCUAUCAUCAGACGAUGAGGAAGAGGAAGCAGAAAGGGAAUCUCAUGUGGAUACAAUACCACCUGAUGAAAUUCUAGCAUUAGGCAAGACUUUUGGUUGUGCUUAUGAGUUCAAGCAAGCGCUUCUUAGGUGCGAUAAGAGUUUCUUUGACAUAAGAGUUGUUGGAAACUUUAUUUUAUUUAACAGUGCGAUAUAA